Molecule: messenger RNA, 995 nt
Organism: Mercurialis annua (annual mercury)
Lineage: Eukaryota; Viridiplantae; Streptophyta; Magnoliopsida; Malpighiales; Euphorbiaceae
Product: ethylene-responsive transcription factor 13-like
Exons: 1
Coding region: 85-738 (217 amino acids)
Biological process (GO): regulation of DNA-templated transcription; ethylene-activated signaling pathway
Molecular function (GO): DNA binding; DNA-binding transcription factor activity
Source: RefSeq, a predicted model, not a curated record
GUUCCAUAAACCUUCUUUAUCAACUCACCUAUAUAUACAGACACACACCGUACAGUCAACAAUCUAAAAAUUUCAAACACAAACAUGUUGGGAGGAAAAAGUAGCUUAAAUUAUGAUGAUGAUGAUGAUUUCACUUUCUUAGAGUCGAUUCAGAAUCUUAUUAAGCUCGAGGAUGAUUUUCAAACCCUAAUUACUAGUAUUAAUCCGCUCGAACAGGACGCGAGUUUCCUCACGACUGAUCAUCAUACUCGUUCAUCCUUCAAAAUCAACGAUUUAGAUGAUAUGAGUAUCACUGCUCUAGUAGAUGAAGGAAAUUUCGACUGGGUUAAUCCGUCAAAGCAGCUCGAUUCGACGAUCGUCAAGGCAGAGGUUAUUGAUAGUAAUGAUCCUGAACCUGUAGCCUCUGGUUCAAAUGCUGAUAAGAACAAGGCGCCGGCGGGAGGAUGGCAGUUUAGAGGGGUGAGGAGGCGGCCGUGGGGGAAGUUUGCGGCGGAGAUUAGAGAUCCGAAGAGGAAUGGAGCUAGAGUGUGGCUUGGAACUUAUGAGACGCCUGAGGAUGCUGCUCUAGCUUAUGACCAAGCUGCUUUUAAGAUGCGUGGCUGUAAAGCUAAGCUUAAUUUUCCUCAUCUCAUCGGUUCUCGAGAUUAUCAACCUCCGGUUAGAGUUAGCCCUAAGCGGCGUGUUAUGUCCGAUGUUGCAAUUUGGGUGAACAGUGAUUCUUCUAAGAGGAGAAGAUGACGGUGGCGAAAUUUCAUGUAUAUUCUCACAGUUCACAACAAGUUAUAAUUCCGAAAAUUCAGAGAAUGGGUGGGUAGAUUAGAGGCUUAGAGCUACCUAAAACCGUGAUUAAUAAGUUAUGUUAAAUAAAUUCCAAUUUUUGUAGGAAUUCAUUUGAAAUUUCUUAUGUUUGAUUUGCUAUGGAAAUUUAUUUUAAAAUUUAAGGGAAUUUGUAAAAAGUACUCUAUUUUAAAAAAAAAAUUGUAAAAACUACUCCA